AGUCCUUUGUCUCGUCAUUAGUAGAAGUUACGCUAUUUUCCUCAAACUGAAAAUGUUUUAGUAACUUAUUACUUACUUUUGAGUUAUGCUGCGUCUCUGCGUAUGUCACGUAUCCAUGCAUGUAAACAAUUGAAAGUGCCCCUUCAUCUUGCGAACAUCUCAUUGGCGAAACAGAUUAUUUGGUUAAACGUAUACUUAUCGAAGUGAAAGUGUUGCUCAGCCUACAAAAACGUCGCAAUUGGUAUGUGAACAAUGAAUGCUAGAACUCAGGUUUUCGAAAUGGCACUGGAGGGGAGACAGGUGGAGGAAGCUGUUUCAAGUCUAUUCCACACAUUAUUAUUCCAUAGAACCUUAGGAAAAUUUCACUAUAAACAAGAAGGAAAUUACUGUGUAGGGACAGUUGGGUAUGAAGAUGCUGACUGUGACUUCAUUGACCUAACAUACGUGCGGUGUAGUUCUGGUGAUAUAAAAAAAAUUGUUAAUAAAGAAGCAACAGCGUUUAGCGAGUGUCUACGAUCACAAGAGCGAGAAACACAAGGUCAGGCCAGGUCUGGCCAUAUAUCGUUGACUUUCUACCAAAUUAAAAAGGCAAGAUGGCCAUUUCCAUCAGAGAGUAUUCCUUGGGAAGUGUGGAACCUAAGGAUGGAAAUAAUGACACUCGCUAGCGAAAUUGAACGGCAGCUUUACCGGGAAAAAGUUGGAGAGCUGUUGGCAGAGAAAAUCUUGUACAUCGCCGAGUCGAUGAACCGUCCUUCUUAUGUGCCCAAGAUGCCCAACCAACCCGAGCUGGAUCUCAUCUUUGACACCAGUUUCGUAGACAUCCAACCCUAUUUGUUCAAGAUCUCGUACGGAACAUCGCCGCCGUCAACAUCGAUGGGAACUACCGUACGUCGACUACUCAAGGACACCCUCUCUAUUUAGAGUUAUUGCGAAUGAAAUGAUAUUUAGGUUAAAUUUGAUAUAUUGUAAAAAAAAAAAACAAAAAAAAAACAAAGAUGCACGAGGCCAUAGUUCAAUUUAACAUGUUCCAGCUCACAUUUUCCCGAUCGCCCUUCAUAUGUUGGAUAACCCUCACAACGGACGUAUAUGGGUAUUCACGUUUAUUCCGUGUUGUGGCUUUUGUAUAAAAUUGUGUACCGAGCAGUUCGUGAACAGAGUAGGAAGAAUUAUUCGCUUAUCUUCCUACCUGUUAACCAUGCGUUUUCGUGGCUGGAGUCCAAUGUUAGUCAAUACGUGAAACAUAAUGUGUCAUGUCAAUUUUCUAGGUUAACCUGUAGAACCACAACCUAUGUUUCAAGGUGGAAUAUAGGAAUAUGCAUUGCUAAAAGAAAAGGGUCAAGUUUUAUUGCUCAAAUUGCAAUACCAUUAUUUAAUGGGACAGUAAAACACGAUCGAGAUUUUGAGAGAAAGAAUAUAAACCUUUUAGAGUU
Molecule: messenger RNA, 1430 nt
Organism: Daphnia carinata
Lineage: Eukaryota; Metazoa; Arthropoda; Branchiopoda; Diplostraca; Daphniidae
Gene: Atg101
Product: autophagy-related protein 101-like
Exons: 5
Coding region: 253-921 (222 amino acids)
Biological process (GO): autophagy; autophagosome assembly
Cellular component (GO): phagophore assembly site
Source: RefSeq, a predicted model, not a curated record